Molecule: messenger RNA, 654 nt
Organism: Neocloeon triangulifer
Lineage: Eukaryota; Metazoa; Arthropoda; Insecta; Ephemeroptera; Baetidae
Product: ankyrin repeat domain-containing protein 49-like
Exons: 1
Coding region: 1-654 (217 amino acids)
Molecular function (GO): protein binding
Source: RefSeq, a predicted model, not a curated record
AUGUCAGACUUGGAUUCAGCAAGUGGAGAUGACGAAUGGCUUGACGUUUCAGACGCGGAACGUUCAGACUACCCUGAGCCGCCUGAGGAAGAAAUCUUUGACCCAGAAAACUACGCUUUUCGCGACCAUGAUUACACCGAGCCAAGACCCACAGACGCCUCUCCGGAGGAAGAUUUCCUGUGGGCAGCGCAGGCCGGCGAGAUGCAGAUCGCCGAAGAACUUCUGCAGAAAAACCCCGAACUGAUCCGGACGCAAGACAGCGAUGGCUACACGCCACUGCAUCGCGCCUGUUACAGCAACAAGGUGGAGAUGGUCGACUUUUUGCUUUCUAAGGGGGCGCCCAUCGAUUUGCCCACCACCGACGGAUGGCUGCCUCUGCACUCGGCCUGCAAGUGGGGCAACCACCGGUGCGCCAUCAAGCUGCUCAUGCACGGCGCGCCGAUUAACGCGGCCAGUGGGUCCGGCCAGACGGCCCUGCACAUCGCCGCGUCCUGCCGAUCAGACAAAAAGUGUCUCAAGCUGCUGCUCUCGUGGCCCGGCUUGGACCCUGAUUUGAAAAACGCCGAAGGAGAAACUGCUUAUGACAAAGCCUUGAUCAAUACUAAGCAACAUUAUCUCUUCAAUGCAGUUAAAAAAUGCACUAAAGAAAUUUAA